AUGGCUCGUUCAAGACAAACUCGUCGUGCUGGACCUACUCAGCAAUCUCGCAGCGCUCAUUCCAUGCCUGCAAGACAAGCUCCUCCUCCUAGACAACAACAGCAACAACAGCAACAUGCUCCUGUGCAGCAUCAAGCUCCUCCUCCACCUGCCGUAGCACAACCUCGUCAGCCUGGCAUGUUUGCUCAAAUGGCUAGCACAGCGGCUGGCGUAGCUGUUGGCAGCACAAUAGGUCACGGCCUUAGUAAUGCCGCUUCAUCCAUGUUUGGCGGUAGUAGCGACUCUCAACCUCAAGAACAGCCUCAGCAAGAAUACCAACAACCAUAUCAGCAAUCUAUGGCUGCUCAAAAUCAAAAUGGAGCAUCGUGUGAAGCUGAUGCAAAAGCAUUUACCCAAUGUCUUGAAGCAACGAAUAAUGACAUGUCUGCCUGCAAGUGGUACCUCGACGCAUUAAAGCAAUGCCAACAAAUGGCAUCUCAAUAUUAG
Molecule: messenger RNA, 486 nt
Organism: Mucor velutinosus
Lineage: Eukaryota; Fungi; Mucoromycota; Mucoromycetes; Mucorales; Mucoraceae
Exons: 3
Coding region: 1-486 (161 amino acids)
Biological process (GO): mitochondrion organization
Cellular component (GO): nucleus; mitochondrion
Source: RefSeq, a predicted model, not a curated record